Molecule: messenger RNA, 3003 nt
Organism: Drechmeria coniospora
Lineage: Eukaryota; Fungi; Ascomycota; Sordariomycetes; Hypocreales; Ophiocordycipitaceae
Exons: 5
Coding region: 1-3003 (1000 amino acids)
Biological process (GO): septin ring organization; establishment of cell polarity; intracellular signal transduction
Cellular component (GO): division septum; mating projection tip; cytoplasm
Molecular function (GO): guanyl-nucleotide exchange factor activity; protein binding
Source: RefSeq, a predicted model, not a curated record
AUGGCUCAUGCCCCUUUACUCGGAAACCUAUCGGGCUCGAUCUUCCCGCCGCCCAGCCUAAGCGGCGCCGGAAGCCUUCAGCAGAACAGCAAGACCAGCAUGAGCCAUGCGCCACGCACCAGUCAGCUGCCGGGCCCGCCGGCAUUCGCCGCCUCGUCCUCCUCGCUCAGCACCCUGUCGAGCGGUGGUACCGUCGUCUCCGGAACGAAUGGAGGCCCUAUCGCCGCGACCGGCAACAUCAUCAAUCAAAAGGCGGAUGCCUCUCGCUCCCUCUACCAAAUCUGCAUCUCCCUCAAGCAGCGUCUAGCCCAGGUGCCCGGCUUUGGCCACUUCCUCGAGAAGUUGGACCCAAACGACCCCGUUGACCCGCUGUGGACUCUUCUUCGUACUGGCUACCCUCUCUUGGCCAUUUACAACUCGCUCCAACCGGCCGAGCGGCUCAAGGUCGAUGACCCCAACGCCGCCGAGGCAAAGAAGUCCAAGAUUGCCAUUUUCAAGUUUGUCCAGGCCUGCAUGAAGGAGCUCAAUGUACCGCCGGCCGAUUGCUUCGUCAUCACCGAUUUGACGGGUACCGACACGAGCGGUUUUGUCAAGGUAACUCAAGUCGUCAACUAUGUGCUUGACCUUGCCGAGGAACGCGGCCUUUUAUUGCAGCAGCAGCACCCCAAAGGUGAACCUCUCACCGCCACCGGCAGCUCGCAGAUGAGCUAUCGAGAUCAUAUCGUGAAGGAAUUGGUAGACACCGAGCGCAAAUAUGUUCAGGACCUCGAAAACCUGCAAGGCUUGAAGAAGACGUUAGAGCAAAAGGGUGCCAUACCGGGCGACAUUGUUCACCAGAUCUUCCUCAACAUCAACGCCAUUCUGGACUUUCAGCGACGCUUCCUCAUUCGAGUGGAGACGACGAACUCGAUGCCCACCGCCGACCAACGCUGGGGUGCCCCGUUCUGCUUCUACGAAGACGCCUUCGAUAUUUACCAGCCCUUUAUCGCCAAUCAGAGGAAGGCGGCGCAUCUUGCGAAUCAAGUGUUCGAUAACAUUCAGUCCUCCGACCAUCCGGUGGCCGCCGACUUCAAUACUCUCGACGGAUUUCUGCUCAAGCCCAUGCAGCGACUGGUGAAGUACCCGUUGCUGUUGAAGGACCUGAACAAGAAGACGGAAAAUGACGAAGUCAAGGAAGACCUGAUGAUGGGUUGCGAGGCUGCCGAACGAGUUUUGUCAAAGGCCAACGAAGCCGUGAACCGAGAUCUGUUGGAUGAAGCCCUCGAGGAGCUGGUCCAGAGAGUCGACGACUGGAAGUCCCACAAAGUGGAUUCUUUCGGAAAGCUCCUUUUGCACGGCGUGUAUGGUGUCAUCACGGGCAAGAGCGAUCAGGAAAAAGAGUACGAGAUAUAUCUAUUCGAAUGCAUCCUGCUGUGCUGCAAGGAGGCGUCGGCGAACAAGAGCAAGGAUAAGAAGGACAAAACUCGAUCGUCAGGACCCAGAAUCCGCAACAAGAAUGCAAAGCUUCAACUUAAGGGCCGGAUAUUCAUGACCAACGUCACCGACAUCGUCUCUCUCUCCAAACCUGGAUCCCACAGCGUUCAGAUUUGGUGGAAAGGCGACCCGGGCGUCGAAAACUUCACCAUCCGCUUUCUUAACGAAGAGACGAUGAAGAAGUGGGCGAUGGGACUCGAGGCGCAGAGAAAGGAGUAUGUUCCGCGGCUGUCAUCAAGCUCCGAGGGAGCUACCGACUUUGCGUGGACUCGAGACCAAGCUGGCGCGCUCGAAAACCCUUACCUGCAGGAUGAUGACGAUGACGAGGAGGAGUACGGUUCGACAACUGCGCCUUCGCAGUUCCCCAUGCCCGUCCUACCGCCGGUGGGCUCCUCGCUACCCCGCACCUCGUCAAGCUCGAACCCGAGGCAGCGCUCCGCGACGGGCGACAGCACUCACUCCCUCGCUGGCGUUGCGAGAGCGCCGCCGCCGCGGCUCCCGCUCCCGCCCCCUCCCGGGGCGCUGAGCGUUCAGACUCAUGGCAACGGUGCUACGUCCCCGGGUCUCAGGGGCGGAGACAGCUACUUCUCUCCCGUGGCCGAGUCUCCGACCUCGUCGCGAGCGAGCGCGGCCAGUGGCAUGUUCCCCUCGCAUACAUUUUCCUAUCCCAAGUCGGGCACGCCCCAGCCGACAUGGGAUGAGACCAAUCGGUACACGGCACCCGCGAUGCCUCGGGCGCCGUCUCGGGAUGGCACGUCGCCGGGCCCGCAUAUGCUGAACGCGAGGAACCCUCGGGGCCCUUCCCUUCCCCCCAUGGCCACGCCGAACCAGAGCGCCGCGCAGAAGCAACGAAGCCGAUCGUACAGCACGACGGACGCCAACGGAAUGGCACGAGUGCGGCAGCAGGGCCAAGUGCCUGCCAUGCCUACCAUUCCUACCCACCUGGCGCACGAUGGCAACAUCUUGAGGGCGCAGAACGCUUCGCCCCGCAACGAGCUCCCGGUUCGAACGAGCACCCAGAGUCCCGGCACGCAGCGCGAGCGGAUGCACAAGCACUCUGGCAGUCUCGGCGGUCAGAUGGCCCAAAUUCCCGGCAAGCAAGCGUACCAGCGGCAGCCGAGCGGCGCGCCUCCGGGAGCCGGCUCGUUCCGGGUCGAUUCGAUGAGCGCCACCUCGAGGACCAUGUCGCCGGCCCAGAGCAUGCAGGGCUCCGAAAUGCCUCUGCCGACGCAGCUCAAGGUGCGAGUCAACUGCGACAGCGGCAACUAUGUCACGCUUGUUGUCGCCUUCAACAUCACGUACCAGUCGCUCAUCGACCGCAUCGACGCCAAACUCGCGCGCUUCAUGACCAACAAUAUCGGCAAGGGCAUGCUGAAGCUGCGGUACCGCGACGAGGACGGCGACUUUGUCACGAUUGCGAGCGACGACGACAUCCAGAUUGCCUUCAUGGAGUGGCACGAAGGAGUCAAGAACAUGUAUUCCGGAGGCGUCGGAGAGAUAGAGCUCUUCUGCGUCGGGGACACUUCUUGA